AUGAAAACAUCAACAUUGGGGCUUGAUACUUCUUUGAUCACACAAUAUCCGCAUUCACCAUGCGAUAAUACAAACUCGGAUGACCCCUAUCAUGUGUACAACCAAGAAUACGAUGAACUGGAAUCGGAUGCAUCAACUGAUGAUGCCAAUAGGCCUUUUCGACCUCAUAGUGACGAUAUUGAAGAGCCAGAUAAUUGGACCAAAUUCUCCUUAACAUCUCCAAACCCCUCUCUUACGUUGGAUCCUUCUAGCAACUCAGAGACGGCUGUAGAUAAUUCUAAGCUAUCGACUGAUUCUCAAGUCAAUCAAAUAGAUGGCCCUCUAUCAAUUGAUGUAAAAAUUCCACAAAAGCAGACUCGGGGUUUGCCUUUCAAGGGUUCUCAAAGUAGUAUUCCAACUCGCAUUCCAACUCGCAUUCCAACUCGCAUUCCAACUCACAAACCUACUUGCCCUUCAUCUCAACGUUUGGUACUUGCUCCAUUUCGCCCACCACUUUGUGCUUUGGGCGGUUCUCCUACUCUGCGUCUGAAUCGUUCUCCAACUCGUUCUGCAACUGGUCCUUCAAAUUAUUCCAAGAAUCGUCCUCUUAUUCAUUCUAAAGCUGGUGCGCUAACUCGUCCUUUGGUUGGUUCUCCAACUGGUUUUCAUUCUAUGAAUCGUGGCCCAACUCCUUUUCCAUCUCCCUCUCCAAUCCAAUUGCCAACUCCGACUCCAAUCCAUCCUUCAAUUUAUUCCAAGAACCGUCAUUUUAUUUGUUCUACAGCUCGUGCACCAACUGGUCCUUUCAUUCAUUCUCCAACUCAUCAUUUGGUUCGGUCUCCUACUGGUUUGAUUCAUUCUAUGAAUCGUGGCCCAACUCCCUUUCCAACUCCUCCAACUCUGAACCGUCCUCGAGCUCAUCCAAUUGAAGAGUUCUUUGGAGAUGUAUUUGAAGAUUCAAUUCGUGGCUCAUCUCAAGAAUCAAAUCUAGGUUUAUCUGAAGAUUCAAUCAUCCUCUGUGCUCCACUCACAACAAAGUCAACAAAGGAUGCUAGAGGGAAGGCUAAAGGGAAGGCUAAAGGGAAGGCUAAAGGAAAGGCUAAAGGGAAUCAGUUGCAAGAAAAAGAAGGUGAUAGCGAGAAUUUGUCUGAAGAAAACAAGAAGAAUACUGUAGUCAUCUUUGCCUCGUAUGAAGCCUACUUGAGGCAGUCAAAGGAACCAAAAGCUGCUAAGAAGCAAAAGAAAAAAGGUCCAAUUCAAACUCCGGUCAACGAUCACGAGUGGGUUCCUGCCCUGGGGCCGCAAGGUGGUCGAUGUGCUGAAAACUCCUUCACCAUUGACAUUGUCUCCACGUCCUCGGAAAGGGUUAAGCAUCAAGCCACCCAAAUCAUUGAAAAUCGAAUAAAGCCAAUGGCUGUCUAUAUUUUCGAUCAUAAGCCCCGCUGGAAUCUUCACUGGAUAGGUAUUGAUUACAAACCAAAGAAGGGUCUCAGUGAAUACGAUGUUGAUACCGAGAGCGGCUGGGAGGAGUUUGUUGAUGUGGCGUUAAGCUUGAAACGGGACCACUCAUUAGGUCUUAUGGUCAGAAUGGAGAAUCCGGAAUCGAUUGAGAAAGAUACCGAACAGUUUCAGAAUCAGAUCAACCACCUGAACUCUUUGGCUGGCCAGCUAGAAGAGGAUCCUUCUCAAAAGACUAUGAAGCAACUUCCUUCCCUCGACGACCCUAACCUCCACUCUGGCACAAUAGAAUGCUUGAUGACGCAGUAUAAAAGUGGAAAAAAGGGGGGCUCUGAACAAAUGAGAUAUAUUGAUCCAUUAGAUUCUACAAAAUGGGUUCGAUUGAACAUCACUCGGCUUUCAAAAUGGGCAGAUGACAUGAUAGAGGCUCGUCGCAAUGGUCGCAAUGAUGUAACUUUAUUUAUACCUCCUAAAACUCCUAUGUUCAAAACAUACAUAGGUGGACGCGAACCAGCUGGAGUUAAGGCCCUCCAUGAAGAUCACCCAAGCUUUGCCCCACCUCAAGCAUCAACGUCAACUGUACCAAUUAUAAACCAUCUUAACACCGACAGCACCAUCCCUCAAGCCUUGCCCUCAACAUCAACAGUACCAAAUCAACUAGAUCACAGAAUGUUUCUAAAACAUUUUUGCGGGACAUUUAAUGACUUCCUGAAAUUCUCUCGAAUUUCUACCCCUGACACCAAAACCCGCGACCUUCUCUCUGAAUUAGGUCUGGACCAUUGGUCCACCUUCAUUGUCUCGAGUAACAUGAGUGAAGACAAACUCCAAGGGUUGGGGUUUUCUCUCGGUGCAGCUAUCAAGCUCAUAAGUGGUUCCACUCGUUUCCAACCUUAUAUUCUUGGAAACAUUGAAUUUGGAAGUUUCCGACCAAUUGAUGUAUGA
Melampsora larici-populina 98AG31 is the source of this 2379-nucleotide messenger RNA. RefSeq lists its product as uncharacterized. Lineage: Eukaryota; Fungi; Basidiomycota; Pucciniomycetes; Pucciniales; Melampsoraceae. The record is from RefSeq and is a predicted model, not a curated record. Bases 1 to 2379 code for a protein of 792 amino acids. The transcript has 4 exons.